Soboliphyme baturini is the source of this 747-nucleotide messenger RNA. The record is from the annotation of a GenBank genome assembly. Lineage: Eukaryota; Metazoa; Nematoda; Enoplea; Dioctophymatida; Soboliphymatidae.
AUGACUGGUGGACCUUCGAAGCAACCGCGAACCAUACCGAUCAGGAACGUACCAAAUCAGCCGGAGAUAAUUCCAUUGCUUCCGUACGAUUUUGGAGCAGAGCCGUCUUCCCCGGCCAGAGAAAAUGCGCCUCCUCGCCAUAGCAAGAAAAGCACUGCUUCAGUGCAAAUAACAAAACCGAGGAAAUCUUCUUCAAGGGGAAAACUCACGAUUAUCCCUAAGAGUUCUUCUAGUUUUGUACUUAGUGAUGUUACGAACGGUGUCCAAGCGGCAGGGAGCAUAUGCAAAAUUCAGAUGAUGGAGGGUCGCCUUAACGACAUAGAAGCACGGUUAGGAAGAAUCGAGAACAAGCUGAAUACGGACAUGGAAAAGCUGUUCAAUGCCUUAGCGACGAUCAAUCGAAAUAUGCGCGAAAGUGGGAGAUCUCGGGACAAUCACACGGCUCAGGUGAACGGGGGCAGCGAUUUCAGCGAGGAGGAACGCGGCGCUUCCUCAAACCACUCUCAGCAAUCGGCGGUCGGCAACAGAAGAUUCGUGCACUGCAACAGUAUGGCGUUGCCGCAGACUAAUGUGAGCAACUUCGGAAGCGCGGGAAAGACGGCGAGCUUCAAAAAGUCCAAACAGCAUUCAUUCCCUGAAUACGGUACCCAAGGACCGUGUUCGACCCGAAAGGCGUUUGAUGAGUUGUCAACGCGAUCCGACGUGCAUAAAUCGUCAUUCUCGAUGUCGGACUGCAUGCGUCCUUGA